Molecule: messenger RNA, 1131 nt
Organism: Aspergillus ibericus CBS 121593
Lineage: Eukaryota; Fungi; Ascomycota; Eurotiomycetes; Eurotiales; Aspergillaceae
Exons: 2
Coding region: 154-993 (279 amino acids)
Source: RefSeq, a predicted model, not a curated record
ACUAGAUCAACCUUGUGACCGCUACCUCUUCUUUGACUGUUCCUCCUCCUCCCCAAGCGCGCCACAAUACUUUUCAUCUAGCAUUCAGCCUGACUGCAGGUUGAGUCCCUCUGUUUGCGCACACCACUAUCCUGCGAGCAUCGCCAGGGCAAAAUGACCACCCCGACGUUGAUUAACCUCCCUCCCCCGCCGUCUGACCCGGUGACUCCAUCGGAUAUGGGCCCGGGGACCCCCAACUCCGGCACCACGUCGUUGUCGGCAUUGUCUACAACCGCCAUUAAGGAUGGCCAUCAAGGCCAGCCUCUUCCCCACGGUCGCCAUGCCCACCACGCCCAUUCUGCAUCAUCCACAUCCACUACUACUCUAGAAGCCGAACGCGCCGACCGUAUCUCCCGUCUAGCUGGUCUAGAACGGGUGGCUACUGCCCGGGCGGGUGGCACACCGCAGCCCAGUGGCAUAGUACCGGUACCUCAGUAUCCUGGAUACUUUGACAGUGGCUCCGGCAUCAAGGAAAGAAGUACAGUAGGUAGCGCCAGUGCAACGGGCAGCAUAGGGGCCCGCACGACCUGGGCGAGCGGCAGUGAUGCAUUUGAUGCGGACCGCAUGAGUGAGUACCCGGAGGAUGGAACGUCGAGCGUGGGCAACUUCAGCGAUGAAGGGGAUGCUAGCCUGGUCGCAUUUGGAGAGGGUGCCAGUACCAUCAGUGGACCGACUUCGCAUCCGCUGCUGAACCGAACAUCAUCGGGACAUCGACCGAGUUCGUUGAGCAGCCCGGGCGUGAGCCGCGCGAACCCAUUCGCAUCCCAUCUGCAGCACUCUGGGGAGGGGCCGAUGGUGCUGUCGACCCAUUCGCCCACGGGAUCCGUUACACCCGAGCCUACACAGGAUGCGCGGAUGGUGGAUGGAAUGACCUAUGAUCCAAAUGUGGUUGACACCACCGUGAGGACCCCGCGGUUGGCCACUCCCGCGCAGGGUGGCGAAUCAGCCGAGUAGGUUGCAGGGGUGGUGCAGGUGCAAAAGCCGGGCAAAAAGGACCAUAGGCGUUUCUUCGGGGAGAGGGGGGCUCUUAUUUUGUUUUAAUUUAUUGCGUUGCUUUAAAGAGGCUUGGGAUUUGGGGGGGGGAUUGUAAUU